Molecule: messenger RNA, 1050 nt
Organism: Ramularia collo-cygni
Lineage: Eukaryota; Fungi; Ascomycota; Dothideomycetes; Mycosphaerellales; Mycosphaerellaceae
Exons: 1
Coding region: 1-1050 (349 amino acids)
Molecular function (GO): metal ion binding; ATP binding
Source: RefSeq, a predicted model, not a curated record
AUGGAGGUCAUACUGUUCCGCUCUUCUGCAAACUCCAGCGACCUCAAUCAUCCCUGGGGUCGUUUGCCACCGGAGCAGCGACCACAAGCACGAUUCAUCGAUCUCGACCAGGGUCUUGCAAAAGCAAAGCAGCAACUCGAAUCCAUCACGGACCAGCGUAAGCUGGUCUUCGCGUACCCUUGCGAAUGGAUGGACGGACUAGAGUGCGUUGUCGACCCGAGUCUGGCCUUUCGCCUCGAGUCCAAACGCUUUCUCUGCCAGAACAACAUCCCUACGCCGACAUUGGAAAUGCUCAGCUUGCACGGAGAGUACCUUCGACGCCUUGAAACCAAAGAGCUUCCGUUCGUAGUYAAGUUCCCUCAGGCGAGUAGCUCUUACGGGACGUUCCUCGUGACUUCAUCRAAGCAGCGCAAAGAGAUGCUCGCCAGCGUGGAGCGCUUCAGACUUCGAGGGGGCGACGAGAUACAAGUAUCGUCGUACGUGAAGGCAAAGCACAAUUACUGCGUCCAGUGCUUCGUUUCGCCCGAUCUGAGAGGCGAUCAACCGCUGAUCAUUGCCGUCACAUGGCAAAUGUUCACCGGGGACGGAACAGGGUCGGGCGCCAUCAUUGACUACGCCGAGCAGGACGACCUUCGCGCGUCGCUUUGCUGCAUCACGGCCCAGACCAUCGAAGCCCUGCCGAUAGAAUUCGUGGGCUGGAUUGGCAUUGAUGUGCUGGUUGAUGAGGUCGGAAGACAGUACGUCAUUGAUCUCAAUCCUCGAAUGACAGGAUCCAUGCCCAUCUGUCUCCUAUCCCGCUAUUUCUGGAAGGAGCAGCAACUGCGCUUUGCUCAGACUGGCUCGUUCAGCUAUGUGGGACGGUCGGAAGAUGUGGAUGACCUGCUUCGAGAAGACGUCGAUGCGGGCGCGGUUGUAAUCAUUGCGAAUGUGACGAUUGAUGACAACAAACCCCUCGUCCAAAUUUGGCUGGUAUGGGCAGCGGCAGAUGAAAAUCUGCUCUCAGAGAUGUACUACCGGAUCUGUGGCCGUCUUGGUUGCAUGGAAUCCUAG